Uloborus diversus is the source of this 6919-nucleotide messenger RNA. RefSeq names its product voltage-dependent calcium channel type A subunit alpha-1-like. The record is from RefSeq and is a predicted model, not a curated record. Gene Ontology annotation, cellular component: membrane; voltage-gated calcium channel complex. Gene Ontology annotation, molecular function: calcium ion binding; high voltage-gated calcium channel activity. NCBI's taxonomy places the organism in Eukaryota, Metazoa, Arthropoda, Arachnida, Araneae, Uloboridae. Gene Ontology annotation, biological process: calcium ion import across plasma membrane; chemical synaptic transmission.
CCUAGCUCGUCUGCAUAGCUGAAUUAAAGCUGCUCCCGAAACGGUCCCGUACAGAAUUUUUGAUUACCUAAAAACCUCUCCACCGCUCAUAUCGAUUCACGAUUUGGAUGCAGAAAGCUCUCCCGCUGUCUGCAGCGGUUUCAAGCCAGCUAGUGUAGCUAGGGAAGUUGAGCGGGUGAAUCAAGAGAAACUACUACUCUACACUGCCGUUUAAAGUAGGACAAUUAUAUCCCCCUUCCAGCAACUUAAAACCCAAGGAAAAAGAAAAACAAGUAGAAAAAAAAAAUCCGAGAAAAAUAAAAAGAGCUACACACCGUCCCAGAAUCUCAGCAACUAAAAGAUAAAAAAAAUUAAACAGCCAUCUAACGAUAGCCAUCUAACGAAACCGUCUUUAUCAAACCGUACCUGAAAUGUUGUUGAUCGCUGUCCUGAGUAGUAUCUAGGUCCAAAGGUAGUGGCUAUCCUGCUUUUUUUAACUCCCGGACCGUCCGGGAUGAUGCAAAGUGAUGUUGUAUAUUCAGUUGAGAGAGUUGCAGGAAUAUAGAGAAAUGUAUAGAUCUUCGUCCUUCUACUAUGGAAAGGAAGUUUGACCGCUGAAAGGAGGUUGACAGCGUUGAGCAGUGCGGGCGAGGAGGACGCCCCCAGCAAGAGCCCCGCCGCCCCUGCCACCGCCCAGCCAAGCCCGGUCCGCCCACCGCCUCUCUAUGAGCAUGAACGGCUGAGGCCCUUGCCCCCCACCAUGGCCAAGAAAAGGGGGCAUGUGACCCCCCACGGGAAAGGGCCCUCCUCGCUCUUCCUCUUCAGCGAGACCAAUGUCAUCCGACGGUGCACCCGCUUCAUCAUAGAGUGGCUCACUCCAUUCGAGUAUGCAGUAUUGCUGACUAUCAUUGCCAACUGUGUAGUCCUGGCCUUGGAGGAGCAUCUACCAAAAGACGAUAGGGCGCCACUAGCACAGAAAUUAGAACUUACAGAAACAUACUUCUUAGCGAUAUUUUGUGUAGAAUCUUCAGUAAAGAUCUUAGCGUUAGGCUUUGUACUUCAUAAGGGGGCAUAUCUACGUAACAUCUGGAACAUCAUGGAUUUUGUUGUAGUAGUAACGGGGUUCAUAACUUUUUUGGUAUCCGAAGAUUUAGAUGUAGAUCUACGGACGUUACGGGCAAUACGUGUUUUGCGGCCGCUCAAACUGGUGUCUGGUAUACCCAGUUUGCAAGUGGUUCUCAAGUCCAUCAUCAAAGCAAUGGCGCCUCUGUUACAAAUUGGCCUUUUGGUGCUGUUUGCCAUCGUGAUCUUUGCCAUCAUCGGCCUUGAGUUCUACAGUGGUGCUUUACACAAAACAUGUUACAUACAGCCGGACUUAGUGGAGAUCUACAAGGAAGGUGAAGCGGAGACCCCGUGCUAUAAAGGGAAUGAAGAAACUGCCCCUACUGGUUCCCGCAUUUGUCCCGCGGAAAUCACUGAAUGCAAGGAAGGCUGGAUCGGCCCCAACUACGGAAUAACCAGCUUCGAUAACAUCUUUUUUGCCAUGUUGACGGUCUUCCAGUGCAUUACCAUGGAGGGUUGGACGGCAAUGCUGUAUUGGACAAAUGAUUCGAUGGGGAGUUCGUAUAACUGGAUAUAUUUCGUGCCCCUUAUCAUCAUUGGAUCCUUUUUUAUGCUCAAUUUAGUUCUUGGUGUCCUUAGUGGUGAAUUUGCAAAAGAGAGAGAGCGUGUAGAAAAUAGACAAGAAUUUCUUAAGCUAAGAAGGCAACAACAAUUAGAAAGAGAGCUUAAUGGAUAUGUAGAAUGGAUAUGCAAAGCUGAGGAAGUUAUAUUGAAUGAAGAAAGAACAACAGAAGAAGAAAAACUGCAUAUUAUGGAAGCAAGACGUAAAGCUGCAGCUAAACGAAAAAAAUUAAAAAACAUGCACAGUAGAAGCACUGAAGAAGAGGAAGAAGGUGAUGAUGAAGCACCAACUACUACAAAGUUUAAGAUCAAAGGCAUUGCGAGGUCUUCCUAUUUGAAAACGCCAAUGAGAGAUAGAGGGAAAUGUAAAAAGUUUUGGCGAGCAGAAAAAAGACUUAGGUUCACUAUUCGCCAUGUAUCCAAAUCACAAACAUUUUAUUGGGUUGUUAUUGUCCUUGUAUUUUUGAAUACUGUGUGUGUAGCUGUAGAACACUACAACCAACCUCAAUGGCUGGAUGAUUUUUUAUACUAUGCAGAAUAUGUAUUUUUGGGUCUUUUCAUUUCUGAAAUGCUUUUAAAAGUUUAUGCCCUGGGAGCACGCAUUUAUUUUGAAUCUGCCUUUAAUCGUUUCGACUGUGUUGUUAUCUCUGGUAGUAUAUUUGAAGUUGUAUGGUCCAGUGUUAGAGGGGGAUCUUUUGGUCUCUCUGUUCUUAGAGCAUUGAGGUUGCUCAGAAUUUUUAAAGUCACAAAGUAUUGGUCAUCCCUUCGUAAUUUAGUUAUAUCAUUGCUCAACAGUAUGAGAUCGAUCAUCAGUUUAUUGUUUCUACUCUUCCUUUUUAUACUUAUAUUUGCCCUUCUUGGUAUGCAACUGUUUGGAGGAGCGUUCAAUUUUCCUGAAGGUACACCUCCAGCAAAUUUUAACACAUUUCCUAUUGCCUUGCUUACAGUAUUUCAGAUUCUAACAGGUGAAGAUUGGAAUGAUGUCAUGUACAAAGGUAUAGAGUCGCAGAAUGGUAUUGCGAAUGGUGGGAUGAAGUACAGCUUAUAUUUUAUAAUUUUAGUGCUGUUUGGUAACUAUACUCUACUGAAUGUGUUCUUGGCUAUCGCCGUUGAUAAUUUAGCAAAUGCACAAGAACUUACAGCCGCAGAAGCGGAAGAAGCCGAAGAAGAUAAAGAGAGAGCUAAAGAAGAGUUAGACAAAGAACUGAAAGAUUUGCAAAUGUCAAGUGAUCCUCCUCAGGUCAAUAUCUGCCCUCCAUCUCCCAUGAACAAUGCAGAAAAGGGGAAAAAUUUUAACCCUGAAAAAGGAAGCAAUGAGAAAAUUGAUAAAUCAGAGGGAGAUGAAGAGAAAGAAAAUAACCCUGAUGGAGAAGAAGGAGAAGCGAGACCGGGACCGAAACCAAUUUUGCCCUAUUCUUCCAUGUUCAUCCUUUCACCCACAAAUCCGAUCCGUGUUUUAGCUCAUUACAUUGUAAAUCUUCGUUAUUUUGAUUUGUUCAUCAUGAUCAUCAUCACUUUAAGUAGUAUAGCACUAGCAGCAGAAGAUCCAGUUGAUGAAGACUCUCCUAGUAAUACAAUUUUGAAUUACUUCGAUUACGCUUUCACUGGAUUUUUUGCAAUAGAGAUGGUUUUAAAGGUUGUAGAUCAAGGUGUCGUCCUUCACCGAGGUUCCUAUUGCCGAGAUUUAUGGAACAUUCUGGAUGCAAUUGUUGUUAUUUGUGCUCUUGUUGCCUUUGCCUUUGUUGGGAGUAGUACUGGUCAAAAUCUUAGCACCAUUAAAUCUCUGAGGGUUCUUAGAGUUCUCAGACCGCUCAAGACCAUCAAGAGAGUACCUAAACUAAAGGCUGUGUUUGAUUGUGUUGUAACUUCAUUAAAAAAUGUCUUCAAUAUCCUCAUUGUUUAUAUUCUGUUUCAAUUCAUCUUUGCUGUGAUAGCUGUUCAGUUGUUCAACGGGAAAUUUUUUUAUUGUACAGAUCAGUCAAAGCUCAAUGAAGAAACAUGCCAAGGUGAAUAUUUUAUAUUCAGUAGUAGUGAUAAACCACCAGAGGUUGAAAAGCGUGUUUGGGCUAAGCGAGAUUUUCAUUACGAUGAUGUAGCUGCAGCCAUGCUAACAUUGUUUGCUGUACAGACUGGGGAAGGGUGGCCUUCGGUGCUUCAACACUCCAUGGAUUCAACAUAUGAAAAUGAGGGUCCUCUUCCUAGGUUUCGCGUAGAAAUGGCUAUAUUUUAUAUUGUGUUUUUCAUCGUGUUUCCAUUUUUCUUUGUUAACAUAUUCGUGGCCUUAAUUAUCAUCACCUUCCAAGAACAAGGAGAGAAAGAAUUGGAAGAAGGUGAUUUGGAUAAGAAUCAGAAGUCUUGCAUUGAUUUUGCCAUACACGCAAAACCUUUGGAGAGAUAUAUGCCGCCUGACAAAGAGGGUGUGAAGUAUCGCAUUUGGAAGAUGGUAGUGUCAACACCUUUUGAAUAUUUCAUCAUGAUACUAAUUGUAUGCAAUACUCUUUUGCUCAUGAUGAAGCAUGACGGUCAAAGCAGUGUCUUUACGAAUACCUUGAAGUAUAUGAAUAUGACCUUCACUUCACUAUUCUCCCUUGAAUGUUUGCUCAAGAUCGUGGCAUAUGGAGCCAGGUACCACAACGCAAGCAUUUUGUACCUAGACAUUUUAAGCUACUUGAACGAGGUUUUCACAUCUAUGUUCCUGCUAGAAUGUAUACUGAAGCUUGUGGCUUUUGGAUGCAAGAAUUUUUUUAGAGACCCAUGGAACACAUUUGAUUUUAUCACUGUAGUUGGAAGUGUUAUAGAUGUCAUGGUAAUGGAAUUAGGGACACUUCUCUCAACACAGAUCAACUUUUUCAAUGUUGGAUUUUUGAGAUUGUUUCGAGCUGCUCGUCUAAUCAAGCUUUUGAGACAAGGUUAUACCAUAAGAAUUUUGCUUUGGACUUUUAUACAAUCGUUUAAGGCUCUUCCAUAUGUCUGUUUGCUUAUUGCCAUGCUGUUUUUUAUUUAUGCAAUAAUUGGAAUGCAAGUUUUUGGAAAUAUCCAGUUUGAUCCAGAUACAGAAAUGAAUCGCCACAACAACUUCCAUACCUUCAUACAGUCCCUCAUGCUCUUGUUUAGGUGUGCCACAGGGGAAGCUUGGCAAGCCAUUAUGCUAUCAUGCAUAAAAGGGUCACCGUGUGAUGAACGCUCAAAGAAAGGUCCAUUUGAAUGUGGAAGCAAUUUAGCAUAUGCUUAUUUUGUGAGCUUCAUCUUUUUUUGUUCGUUUUUGAUGUUAAAUCUUUUUGUUGCUGUAAUUAUGGAUAAUUUUGAUUAUUUAACCCGAGAUUCUUCUAUUCUUGGGGCUCAUCAUUUAGAUGAAUUCAUUAGAAUGUGGGCAGAAUAUGAUCCUAGUGCUACAGGUCAAAUUCAUUAUACAGAAAUGUAUGAUAUGUUGCGCAACAUGGAUCCACCGCUGGGGUUCGGAAACAAGUGUCCUUAUCGUUUAGCAUAUAAGAAACUUAUCAGAAUGAAUAUGCCUCUUUCUCAAGAUCUAAAAGUUAACUUUACUACAACCUUAUUUGCCUUGAUAAGGGAGAAUCUCAGUAUUAAAAUAAGACCAAUUGAUGAAAUGGAUCAAGCUGACAGAGAACUGAAAGAAACGAUACGAAAAUUAUGGCCUUUGCAAGCAAAGAAAGCUAUUGAUAAACUGCUUCCCCCUGAAGACGAUUUACAAGGAAUUAAAAUAACAGUUGGGAAAAUUUAUUGUGCAUUGCUGAUACUGGAUAAUUGGAGAACAUCACGUUUUGGAAAACUGAAUACUGGACAAAGGCCAACAGAAAAGACUCCUACGCCUCCACCUGAUUCUCCGAGGCCGUCAUUACUUUGUCGCCUAAUGGGAGCCGUGCGUAAUUCAAAUUCUCGGAACAGCCACAUCAGCUAUAAUGUGGAUGAAUAUUAUGAUGAUGAUAAGAGUCAGUUUUCACGUUCACCAAGAGGAUCGAUUCUACAGUCAAAUUACAGCUUAGAUAAAAUGCAUGAAGAAGACAGAACUUGGCAACGUUCUUUUAGUUUUUUACGUCGCGGUAGCAGCAAAUAUCGAAAGAAACAUUUUGGAAACACCCAACAGACUGGAAUGGAGCUACUUGGUAUAAGUAAUUCUAGGCGACCAUCUGCCAUUAGUCUACGUUCACCAAAUAGAACAAACAAUGGAGCUGAUCACUUGAGGCCAAAUGGGUUUGGCCUAGCUCGGCGUUCACGGUCUAGAUCUCCUGGUCGAGGACGCUCUCCAACACCAACAAGGUUAAGAGCAAGGUCACCCACUCCCAUUGGCAGGUCCCCCUCUCCUCGUAGGCAUGACAUAGGAUUCUCGGACGCAGUUAGUGACGUAGUAGACCUGGUCAAAGUUGAUACAACCCGAAGAGGAAGGACACGAGCUAAGCUUCGGGGGGAUGAGUACUUAGUCCAUCCUCAUGAUUCGCCUACUAGAGGGAGAUCCCCUGAUCAGUGGCCGAACAAGUCAGCUUGGCAAGCUGGGUCUCCUCCGAGAUGGAGCCGGAACAACAGCCCCGAAUACCAUUCUUCGUGCCUUGACAGAAGAUCCCGCAGCCCAAGCCCGAAACACACGCCCACCCAUAGUGACUACCACUAUCGCAUGGGCAUCGCCCAACAGGAGCUUCGCUCACGCAGCCCAAGCCCAUCCUCCGCCCACAGCCUUCCACUACAGAGGCGUCCUGGGGGUAGACGUCUACCCCCCACCCCCAACCAGCCAUCCAGGCUGAGGUUCGACGUUCACUCCAUGGAGAGGAUUAAUUUUCCAUCUCAGAUUCAUUCCCCGCCCAUGCCUCAACACCGUGGGGUGCUGAGCGUCAUGAAUUUCCCCCGCUUGAACCCUUCACCCUCUCACUUGCCAAAGCUUCAAAUGCCACCUCUAUGGCGGGAUAGGACGUCAACAUACUUGGGAACACAGUGUCCACCUUUAAUAAGGACGGAACGGCAGAGUGGUAGCUUACCGGGAAGACCACCUGGCCUGAGGGAACGGGAUCUGUAUUUGUAUCCCACUCUAUCGUACCAUAACCAGCAUUUAGGACAUGAUGAACCUCUAAGCUUUGAAGUCGCUGCCAGCAUAGCUAGAGGAUCACGGCAACUUCCAUCACCUCUUCCUAAUGGUUAUAAACCGGGCCAAAGAGAGAGAAUGUUACACCGAGAUUCACCCAUGCUUGGAUUACGGACAGGUCACGUGGGACUAAGGCGAAGCGACUCCGAUGAUGAUGAUUGGUGUUAA